Molecule: messenger RNA, 3065 nt
Organism: Astyanax mexicanus (Mexican tetra)
Lineage: Eukaryota; Metazoa; Chordata; Actinopteri; Characiformes; Acestrorhamphidae
Product: septin-5
Exons: 13
Coding region: 325-1779 (484 amino acids)
Biological process (GO): regulation of exocytosis; cytoskeleton-dependent cytokinesis
Cellular component (GO): cell division site; synaptic vesicle; septin complex
Molecular function (GO): GTPase activity; GTP binding; molecular adaptor activity
Source: RefSeq, a predicted model, not a curated record
UAAUUAAGUUGAAUGUAGGUCAUUCUUGAGUUAAAUAAAGGUUGUUUUUCCAUCAUCACAGUUAAAAAUGUAAUGCAACCUAAAAUUAAACGUUUAUUUAAUGUUAUUUUCUGUCAGGGCGUGGACUCUACUAGUUUUACUGAAACAGCAGAAGGAGAGAAAGUUGUGUGGAAGAGCCCGCAGCGCUUCAGUGCUGAAUCUUUCUUUAAUCCUGUUGUGUAGCAGCGCAGAUAUCGCCUAGCUAGCGAGCAACUCCAGCAGGAGAACACAGAGAGGACUACUUACUGCUUCUAACUGGAUCGUUUUUAAUGUAAACCUUAAAAUAUGGACCACCCGACGUCCACCACCAACCGGUUCGUCAACGCCAUGUUCAAACAACGCGACUCUGAGUUGUCAAGUUUAGCAAUAGAAGAUCCAGUCGAUACAGAGCUGGGCUAUUCCAUGAGAGAUCUGCCCCCCAGAGCAGGUCACACAUUCCCUGGGCGGGAAAUGCCCCUGAUGGACCGGGAACCGGAUGGCAGUGCUCGACCUCACACCCCUGGGACGCCCACCUUCAUGCGUCCUAUAGGAAGAAACCUCUUGGGCUCAGAACCGGAGCUGCUCCGCCGCUGCCAGCUCAGCUCCACCAGCUCACUGGAGUCUCCACUCAGUCCCUCACGACCCAGAAGCCCCUGGAGAUUUGAUCCUUACGACUCCAUUGAGGAUCAGGAUAGGGAAUAUGUGGGUUUCGCAACACUUCCAAACCAAGUACACAGAAAAUCUGUGAAAAAGGGCUUUGCCUUUACACUUAUGGUUGCUGGGGAGUCUGGGUUAGGAAAAUCUACACUGAUCAACAGCCUUUUUCUGACUGAUCUCUACAAGGACAGGAAAAUGCUGAAUGCUGAGGAGAGAAUCACCCAGACAGUGGAAAUCAUCAAACAUACGAUUGGCAUUGAGGAAAAGGGAGUCAAACUAAAGCUCACCAUUGUGGACACACCAGGGUUUGGAGAUGCUGUCAAUAACACGGAGAGCUGGAGGCCAAUUGUGGAUUUUGUUGAGCAGCAGUUCGAGCAGUACUUCAGGGACGAGAGCGGCUUGAACCGGAAGAACAUUCAGGACAAUCGAGUUCACUGCUGCCUCUACUUUAUCUCACCUUAUGGCCAUGGUCUCAGACCUAUUGAUGUGGAGUUUAUGAAGGCUCUACAUGAGAAGGUCAACAUUGUGCCUGUGCUGGCUAAAGCAGACUGCCUCACACCAGCGGAACUGUCACUAAAGAAAAUAAAGAUUCGAGAGGAGAUUGAGAGAUUUGGGAUCCACAUCUACCAGUUUCCCGACUGUGACUCAGAUGAGGAUGAAGAAUUUAAACUUCAGGACCAAGAACUUAAAGAAAGUAUUCCGUUUGCUGUGGUGGGCAGUAACAUUCUCGUGGAAAGCAAAGGCAGACGGUUCCGGGGCCGCACUUAUCCCUGGGGUGUGGUGGAAGUGGAGAACCCUGCUCACUCUGACUUCCUGAAGCUGAGGAACAUGUUGGUGCGCACACACAUGCAGGACCUGAAGGACGUGACGCGUGAAACGCAUUAUGAGAACUACCGGGCUCAGUGCAUCCAGAAGAUGACCCGCAUGGUGGUCAAAGAGAGAAAGCGCAGUCUAUGUAGUCAUCUGAGAGAGAGCGUCACAGAUUUACCACUGGUGCCUGUGGACAGUGAAACAGAGCGGCUCAUUUGGGAGAAAGACGAGGAGCUCCGGAGAAUGCAUGAGGUGCUAGAAAGGAUCCAAGAGCAGAUGCGACACGGACACUGAAUAUAGAGCGAAAACUGUAAAAUCUGCCAGUUUAUUCACAUUAAAUAAUUUUAGGUCAUCUGUGAGGAGAAGAUAAAUCAGCCUGCAAAAUUUACCACCAGUCUUUAUAACAUUUAUAUUAGUGGUUCUCAAUCCUGGUCCUGGAGUACCACUGAACUGCUUGUUUUAGUGCUUUCCUACACCAACACUUCUCCUCCGCCAGUGCUCAUCAGCUGGAUCAGGUGCAUUUACAACAUACAGGGCAGUGUUACUCCAGGAACAGGGUUGAGAAACAUGGUUUUAUACAAAUAUGCAGUUAUUAUGUGGAAAACACGUACAAAUUUAAGUUAUUUAUAACUUAUGGAAGCUUAUGGAAUGUAGCAGAAACAUUCUGUUAAAUAUACAGAUUGUAGACAUUAUGUUUGUGUUUGUAAGCAGAUGAUGAGAUAUUUUGUCUUAAUUUAAUUGAUUAAACAUUAUUAAAGUGUUUAUCUGUAGCUCUGAGACUGAAACAAAGUGCAGACUCGCAGCUGUUACAGAAUAUAAAGUUAACAGACUUGUGUAACUCACUUAUAUUUAAAUACUUUCAAAACAAAUUUUAUGUUACAGAUAGAAAUAUACUUCUCAGGUGUAGCUUCUUUGUGUUACUGAAUCUCAGGGAAGAUGUCUGUUAAGACAGUAAGAAAUCUGCUUAUACAUCCUACUGUGUUCCUUUCAUAUUAAAUAGUUUUGUGUUUACUGAUUAAAUGGCUGAAUAAAAAUCCAAAAAUUACAUGCAUAUGGUCAUAUAUUAAAUUUAAUUAAAAUAUUGUUAUUUAUUUGAUUAACUAAAGUUCUUGUAAAGAUAAGAGUACAGGAACGUCAUAUUACUAUUUAUGAUUUACAGAUAUUUUUGACAGUCAUGUGCCUGUGCUCAAUUUUAAACAUUUAUUAUUGCAUUACCUAUUAAUUUUUUAAAUUACUGGCAGAAACACUAAGGUUGUGAAAUUUGAUUAGAAGUCAUUUUGUUCUUUUGAAUGCCCGGUGUGUACAUAAAAAAAUCACAUGAGUUGAACUAAAUUAAGUCAAAAUAUUUUUCUAAGUAAAAAAUAAAAAAAUUGUCAAAACUUGACUGGAACACAAUUGGAGGGUUAAUGUAAAAAUGUUUUUUUUUUAUAAAUGUAUUGUAUUACAUACACUUUAGUUUUAUUUUGGUGUAUUGUGUUGUCUGUAUUGUUCUUGUAUUGUAUUUAAUAUGAAUUGGUAAUGUCCUUAAAAAAGAUGUCUAUGUGGCCAUGUAAAAUUAUACAUUAAAUUCAGUAACUUUU